Molecule: messenger RNA, 3618 nt
Organism: Scheffersomyces amazonensis
Lineage: Eukaryota; Fungi; Ascomycota; Pichiomycetes; Serinales; Debaryomycetaceae
Exons: 1
Coding region: 268-3492 (1074 amino acids)
Source: RefSeq, a predicted model, not a curated record
CUGGCAUUAAGUAUCAUUAUUCUACAGCCAGCUCAGUUACGGUCACCGUCAAAGUCAGUCCUGAAGCACCGUCGCAAUAGUGACAUCCAAAUCGUAAUUUCAAUUUAUCCCACUUUAUUAAUUCAAUCCUGUUCGUCAUACUAAACUAGAUUUUGAUUGUUUGGUCCCCACACAUCGACAAACUAGUCAUUCAAACCAGAAAUCAGCGAUAACAAUUCAGAUAUCACCACCAAAAUAUUAUAAAUAUAAUAAUAUAUAUAUAUAACGAUGGAAGCUGUAAAGAAACGAUUUUCUUCUAAUAGCUCCCAGACGUUGUCUCCUAAAAAGAGAGAUAAUACGAGAUCACAAUCUCCAAGUCCUGCACCAAUAAGUACUCUUGGAGAUUAUGAUCCCAAUACCUUAUCACCAGAAUUAGUUCCUAUAGCCACUUUAAUGGCUUCACAAUCCCAUCGUCGUUAUACUGAAGGCGUAUUUAUGCUUUAUUAUGAUUUAAAUGGUGAUGGGAAGCCAGCCGAUAGAAUUUGGAAAGAAGUAUAUGGGAUUUUAACCGGUAACCAAUUAGCGUAUUGGGAUGCAGCUAAUUUAUCUCAAUAUAGAAAUAAUCCAGAAGCUCUCUUGGAAACUUCAGCCAAACCAAACUAUAUAAAUUUUAGUGAUGCCGUAUAUAAUGCUAUGAAAUCUUUACCAUCAGCAAAACAAAAUUUAGAAAAUAUUAUUUUAGUAUCAACUACCUUAAAAAAUAGAUAUAUUUUACAAUUUAAAUCCAGUGAAGAUCUCGCUCAAUGGUAUUCUGCUUUAAGAUUAUCAAGUUUUGAAUAUAAUUCCUUACAAGAAGCUUAUACUGGGGCAUUAUUAUCAGCUAGAGGAUCUCGAUUAUCAGAUAUUAGAACCAUUUUAGCUGAAAAGAGGUUUGAUCAUGAAGAUUGGGUUAGUAUAAGAUAUGGAAGUGGUAUGGCUUGGAAAAGAUGUUUUGCAGUCAUAGAACCUUCUGUAUCAAAGAAGAAAUCUUUUACAUCCGGUAGAAUAUUAUUCUUUGAAACAGAUCAAAAGAAGAAGAAACAGUUAAUGGCUGUUGCUUCAACUGCAUCAUCUGCUACUGCUAUUUAUCCACAAUCUCCUUUAUUAAUCGAUCAUAGUACUUUAUUGAAAGUUGAAGCUUCAAUUAAUUUUAAAUCUCCAUCUAUAAAACCUACUAAAAAAUCCAAUGAUGAUUCUAGAAAUACAGCUAUAUUUAUUAUGCCUGAACCUCAUUCAGCAGUUCCUGGAUUUGAUACUUUAAUUAGAUUCUUAGUACCUUUAAUGGAUUCAUUUGGUCUUUAUGGUAGACCUCAAAGAUUAAAAGCAAAUAGAACUGAUCCGGAUUCUUUAUUAUUUGGUUUACCUACUUUACCUCAUGUUCAUUAUUUACAAUUAGAGGAUGUACAACAAUUAACUUCUAGAAGUGAUUUUAUAUCUUGGGAUGUUAAAACUUGGAAUGCCAACAUUAAGAAUUUAUUAAAAUCAAAAUUAGAUCGUGGUUAUCUUGGUUGUGGAACUCCUAGAGGAGUUACUGGAGCUAUUCAAUCAUUAAGUAAACCUAAUUCUCCAUUAAUUGGAGGACCUCGUUCACCUUCAGCUUCUUCUACUUCUUUACCAUUUGGUUCAUCACUUAAUACAAAUAAUACUAGUAAUAGUCAUUUACCUCCAGCUCCUCCAUCGAAACAGCUUGGAAAGUCCGAGUAUCAACCAAGAAAUAUCAAAGAUUUAUCCAUCGAUACGGAUAAACCCCAACCUAUACCACCACAAUCUCAACAACAACCAUUUGGUCAAUACGGUAUUAAUCCUUCUCAGCCAUUACCUAAGGCUAGACCUCAACAAUUAGCUGCUCAACAACAGCUCAAUAAGGAUAAUCAUAAAUCUUUACAAUUGGAUGAUAUCUAUCAAAAGUAUUCAUCUAUUCAAGCACCUUCUGAUCAAUAUCAAAGACAACAGAUAUUGAAUAGUGGACAAAUGAAUAUUGCUGAAAAUGAUUUACCAGCAGAUGUUCGUAGAUUAGAUGAUUCUGAAUUUAAUUCUUAUCCUAAGGGUAAUGAAGGAGUAUUCAGUGAUGAAUCAGAAGAUGAAUCAGAAGAUGAAGAACCCAAGAGACAAAUCGGAUUAAUUCCUAAUGCUUCCAAUUCUUCUUCUGGUUUAAGUAGUAAUGGAGGAGGAGGAGGUAAUUUAUUAAAUAUCCCAAGUUAUAAUAAUAGAAACAGUAGUUAUUCAUCAGUUCAAUCCCCCAUGACUCAAUACAAUGAAUUCAAUGAACAAUUCAAUAGAACAUUAACCAUUUCAAAACAUGCACCUAGAAAUUAUGGUGAACUUACUUAUAAUGAUAAUUCAGAUGAUGAAGCUCAAGCUCCAACUCCUCCAACCCAUUUCAAUAAUGAUUAUAAUUUUAUUCAAAAAUCAAAACCUUCUUAUAACUUAUCCGAGAAUAUAAAUCAUAUUAGACAAGGUUCUACUACUCCUCAAAGUGAAGUUUUCCCGGAAAAUAAAUCGAUUCAUUCAGAAGCUGGUAGAUUAAGUACUGGCUCAUCUUCAACUUCUCAAGGAUCUUUUACUCAAGGUGAACCAGAGAAGAUUACUCCUUAUCCUGUAUCUCCUCAAAAGGCCAGUCCUACUCCUAUUCCUCCUCAAGGUCCGACUUAUAAACCAAGAUUCAUAUCAUCUCCAAACUCAUCUCAGAACCAGUUACCUCAAUUCAAAUCUCCUGGUAAGAAACCUCCUCCAGAUUUUGACGAUAUAAAAACUACACCAAUUCAAUCUUCUUAUGCGGCUGCUCCUGUUCCUGCUCCUGUACCAGCUCCAGCACCAGUUCCAGUUGCUCACCAGCAGAUAAAGAUGCCAACCUUACCACCGCAGCAACGUUCGGGCCUGUUAACCAUAGCUCCACAGGCUCCUCCUCAACAACAAGCAUAUCCACAAUCUCAGAGCUAUGGCUAUGUCAAACAGCAACCACAACCUCAACCACAGGUUGUACAAAUGCCUCCUCAAAUAUACGUUCAACAACCUUCACCCCUUCCACCUCCACAACAACAAGCAGUGAGAUCCAUGGUUAAUCCGCCUCCUCCUCAGCAAGUAAACUAUCGUCCACAACAACAACCACAAGCUCCUAUGCAGCAAUAUGCUCCUCGUCCCCAACAAUCUCAACAGUAUCCUCCUAGUGGAUAUGGUCAACAACCUCAAGGUUAUCCUCCUCAAGGCUACCCACAGCAACAGCAGCAACCAAGAAUUCCAAGAACCAACGGAGGUGUUCCUGGUCAACCACCAAGAGGUUAUGGGAACCUGGGCCCAUACGCACAGGCUUAUCCUCAACAACAGGCACCACCACCUCAGCAACAUCAACAACCACCCCAACCACAACCACAAUCAAGGCAUCCGUUUGCUAGUAUUGGAGGGGGAAGUGGUCCUUAUCCUACGCCCAACCAAAGAAAGAACGUUAAUAAUAUUGAUCCAUCCAGACGAUUCUAAGUCGCUUGGUUCAGUUGUUAGGUUAUGAUUUUGUUACGAUGUUCUUGUGUGUAUUAUGAAUUCUUCCAUUUAUAUAUUUACUUACUUUAUUCUCUAUAUGUAUUUCAAUAACUAUUUUAGACCCUU